Syngnathoides biaculeatus (alligator pipefish) is the source of this 3528-nucleotide messenger RNA. It is a transcript of the gene jmjd4, whose product is annotated as jumonji domain containing 4. Gene Ontology annotation, biological process: negative regulation of gene expression; positive regulation of translational termination; protein hydroxylation. The transcript has 6 exons. The record is from RefSeq and is a predicted model, not a curated record. NCBI's taxonomy places the organism in Eukaryota, Metazoa, Chordata, Actinopteri, Syngnathiformes, Syngnathidae. Gene Ontology annotation, cellular component: cytoplasm; nucleus. Gene Ontology annotation, molecular function: histone H4R3 demethylase activity; sequence-specific DNA binding. Bases 1041 to 2339 code for a protein of 432 amino acids.
UGGUGUGGAAGUAAUACGGUUCCGUACUAUCACAUAAUUAUGUGAAACGUUGCACAUAAUUAUGUGAAAUGCGAGCUUUGCGAGGUUUUUUUUGGUGUGGCAGUAAUAUGGUUCCGUACUGUCACAUAAUUAUGUGAAACGUUGCACAUAAUUAUGUGAUAUUUACACAUAAUUAUGGGAAAGGAUUGACAUAAUUACGUGAAACGCGACCUUUUUUUUUGGUGUGGCAGUAAUACGCUUGCGUACCGACAUGAUAUAGUUUGACCCUUUCAGAGAUAUCUAGUUUUAUAAUUGGGGGCAAAUUUGAUAUAUUCUCAAUACAAUACCGACUUUUUAAUCAUACUGAUUUCAGGGAAAAAAAAUAUUUAGGAAAGACAGAAACAAGAGAACGGUUUGAUCUAUUAUACCAAUAUUUUUGGUGUUAAAAUAUUUGGCGAUUUGCCCAUCAAGUCAUCUCCAAAAUACGUCACUUAAAAAUAAAUAAAUAACACAAUUCUUGUCAAUUUUUCACAUUAAGCCAAAUAGUUUGGGUUGAUGUGACGUCAUUGACGAUCAGUGUCGCAGUAUUUGCAAUCCGACUGUCCCACUGCGAAAAAAGACAACAUUAAAAUAUUUGACCGCGUUCAGUUGAAACUUGUAAAAUGUAUCAAAUAAAAUGUAUAAUAUAAGUAACAAAACAUGACAUAAAUAUUUAGGCAAAUAUUUUGCGGAGUUUGGCGUGAUAUAUUGAGGGAAGUUACGUUUGGAGUGAUGGGGGUUACAUUGUUUACUGCCCGUGUUGAAAGUAUACUAACAGCAUGGGCUUACCUCGACAAUGCUUUGUGACUGCAAAUAAAGGCACGGGGGGUUAUUACUAAUAUUUUAGAAUAACUAUUGUAUGCAUGGUGAGAAUAAAUCAAGUGUAGGAGAAUGCUUUUGGUUGUUGUUGUUGGGGAGCAAAAAAAAAAAAAAAAUGAUGUCACCUCUAGGAACAUUUUACUGUCACCUUUAAAGGUUUGAUAUUUUUAAAUUGCUUGGACUCGGCCCACGCUUGCAUCGCCAUGGACAGGGACGCGUACCGCAACUGCUGCAGUCUGGUCAAAAUCCCACGGCAGUCCUACGACCAGUUCUGCUCGUCGCAUUUCGUCGACUACAUCGACAACGAUCUGUCCUACUCCAAAUUUUUCAAAAGGUACCUGCUCCCCAACCACCCGUGCGUCUUUUCCAAGCGCUUUACCGACGAGUGGAAGUGCAGGAAACAGUGGGUGACCGAGGAGGGCAAGCCUAACUUCCAGAAGCUGCUGCAACAAUUUGGGGACACGCCUGUACCUGUGGCCAACUGCAACGCAAAGGAAUACAACGCAAAUCCCAAACAAGUGAUGCCUUUCAAGGAAUUCAUCCAGUACUGGAAAGAGCACAUCCAGAACGGUCACUCGUCCCCGAAAGGAUGUCUGUACCUCAAAGACUGGCACAUGGCCAGGGACUUUCCAGAGCAUCACGUUUACACCGCGCCCAUCUUCUUUACUUCCGACUGGCUGAAUGAAUACUGGGACGCGCUUGAAGUGGACGACUACCGCUUUGUCUACAUGGGUCCGAAAGGAUCGUGGACGCCGUUCCACGCCGACGUUUUCCGCUCGUACAGUUGGUCGGCCAACAUCUGCGGCAGGAAGAAGUGGCUGCUGUAUCCGCCCGGCCAGGAGGACUUCCUGCGAGACACGCACGGCAACCUCCCUUUCGACGUCACGUCGGCCGAGCUCGGCGACGCCGGCCUUUUCCCGCGCUUCCCGCAGGCCGGCCAACCGCUCGAGAUCAUUCAGGAGGCCGGCGAGAUUAUUUUUGUGCCCAGCGGGUGGCACCAUCAGGUUUAUAAUCUGGAGGACACCAUCUCGAUCAAUCACAACUGGCUGAACGGCUGCAACGUGGACAUCAUGUGGCAGUUUCUGCAGAACGAGCUGUCCUCGGUCCAGAACGAGAUCGACGAGUGGAGGAACACCAUGGAUUCGUGGCAUCAGCACUGCCAGGUCAUCAUGAAGGCCUGCUCGGGCAUCGACUACGGGGAGUUUGCGUCGUUCCUUAAAAUCGUGGCCGACAACCGGAUGACGUUCCUGAAGGCGCGCUCCGCGGGAGACGCGGCCGACUACCCGCCGCGCCACCCGUCGGAGGCCCUCGCCGCCCUCGGGCCGUACCACGCCGCGUUCGACCUGCAGCGGGUGGCCCACGUCUUGGAGCUCCUGCUGUGCGACGAGGAUUUCAAGCGGCUGGACCGCUCGGCGUCUGCCGUGCAGCCCGAAACGUUGUUGCAGCAGAUUCGGGAAACCGUGCAGUCCACGAGAGGACAGCAUCUUCUUUAUCAGGACUGAGCGAGCCAUUGUCACGGGCUUGCAAAGACGCCGACAUUUUCUGGUAGAACUUCAGCUGUGGAGGUAAUGAGUUACAUUUUUUUGAAGAACAUAUCUGUGACGUGUUUGGGUUAAUGUACCCCAAAGAUCAAGUAUUACAGCAAACACAAAUUUUAGCGCUCCGCUAAAGUUAGCCGGUUUCAAGGGGGCGGUCCUGUCUCACACAAACAAGCCACUGAUCACCUUUGUAUCCAACAGCACUGUGCAGCUCUGCUUACCUGGAGUCUUACCAUAGCUUGAAAAUAGCAGCUCUUCGUCCAGAUCUUUGCCCGAGUUAGUUAACCCAGGUUAAGGUUAGGUCAGGACAUCCUAACCCGAACCCAAAUUCAUCAGUGAGGCCAAAUUCUGAAAUAUGCCCAUAGCAAAAUAUAGUUUGCUUUUGAUGGGAAGAAAUCAAACUGUGUACGUCGGUCGUUAUGUCCAUUUUAUAUGAAUCUGUUUUACUUUGGUUUAUUUAUUAUUAUACCGUCAAUCAUUGUCUCAGAGAGAAAAAAAAAAACAAGGUGGCACAGUGGAUCAGCCGGUAAAGCGUUGGCCACGUUGGCCGUUCGAUUCCGGCCCCGUACCUGCGUGGGUUUCCCACAUCCCAAAAAACAUGCAACAUUAAUUGGACACUCUAAAUUGCCCAUAGGUGUGAUUGUGAGUGCAGCUGUUUGUCUCAAUGUGCCCUGCGAUUGGCUGAGGACCUGUUCAGGGUGUGCCCCGCCCCCUGCCCGUUGACAGUUGGGAUCGGCUCCAGCACUCGCCGCAACCCUCGUGAGGAUAAGUGACAAAGAAAAUGAAUGGAUGUUGUUCUAAAGAUUAUUUAAGUUUCUUAUUGUUUUAAUGUGAUGUUGGGCAAUAUUUAAAGUUGUUUAUUUUUAAAGUUAUUUUAGCAAGCAGCUAAAUUGCCCCUCGGUGUGAUUGUGAGUGCGACUGUUUGUCGCCAUGUGCCCCGCGAUUGGCUGGCGACCAGUUCAGGGUGUACCCUGCCCCCUGCCGGUUGACAGCUGAGAUAGGCUCCAGCACUCCCCGUGAGCCUUGUGAGGAUAAGCAGCUAAAAAAAAAACAAUCAAAACACAAUAUUCAAAUAAAAUCAAAAUAUUGAUGUUUAAGGGCCUCUAAUUUUCCCCCAAAGAAAAUCUGCAUUGUUUAUAUAGACAAAUUUUUU